Messenger RNA from Catharus ustulatus (Swainson's thrush), 1732 nucleotides. RefSeq names its product nei like DNA glycosylase 2 (gene NEIL2). The record is from RefSeq and is a predicted model, not a curated record. Gene Ontology annotation, molecular function: DNA-(apurinic or apyrimidinic site) endonuclease activity; DNA N-glycosylase activity; zinc ion binding. Gene Ontology annotation, biological process: base-excision repair. The transcript is spliced from 5 exons. Bases 72 to 1055 code for a protein of 327 amino acids. Gene Ontology annotation, cellular component: nucleus. NCBI's taxonomy places the organism in Eukaryota, Metazoa, Chordata, Aves, Passeriformes, Turdidae.
GCCAGGCUCUGCCCAGCUGCUUUCCCAGUCCAACCAGUUCACAGACCGGUACAGCCGGUGAGCUGCUGGAGAUGCCAGAGGGCCCCUCAGUGAGGAAGUUCCAGCUGCUGACCUCCCCUUUUGUGGGACAAGUGGUGGUCAAGGUGGGGGGGAGCAGCCAGAAGCUCAAUGUCAAUGACUUGAAUGCCCUGAGGCUCCAGGACUCGCAGGUUCAUGGCAAGAACUUGUACCUGGCAUUUGUGGCAGCUGAAGAUCCCCUUGGACCAACUGCAGAAGAGACAGCGCUGCAAAGAGGGGCUGCUUGUGGGGCACACUGUCCUGCCCAGGGACAGCAGGGACAGGUUGGUGCUCCACAACCCCAUUCCCAGGAUGAGGAGCUGCAGGAACCCCAGCACUCAAGAUCUGAAGCCCCAGAGGCAGCAGAGGGUCGGGGCAAUUGGCUGCGCGUCCACUUCGGCAUGUUCGGCAGCGUCCGGGCAAACGAGUUCUCGAGGGCAAACAGAGCCAAUAAAAGGGGGGACUGGAAGGAUCCUGUGCCCAGGCUGGUUCUGCACUUUGAGAAGGGAGGCUUCCUUGUUUUCUACAACUGCCGGAUGCUCUGGUGCUCCUCUCCGAGGGCUGACCCUGCUUGUGACAUCCUGUCUGUGGAAUUCCAGCGUGGCCGGGCGCUGCGGGCCCUCUCUGCACCCGAUCCCAUCUGCUACACUCUCCUAGACCAAAGAUAUUUUUCAGGCCUGGGGAACAUCAUUAAAAACGAGAUCUUGUACCUGGCCAAGAUCCACCCAUUAACACCAGGCUCCCUCUUGGCUCUCUCAGAUCUGCAGCGUCUGCUGGACUGCGCCGUUCAGUUCAGCUCUGAGUGGCUGCACAACAAACUGUGUGGCCAAGGGCUGCACCCCCAGGUGUACCAGAAGGAGCAGUGUCCCCUGGGCCAUCCCCUGAUGAAGGGCACUUUUGGACCCUCGGGUGGCUUCAAGAGAUUGACGUGGUGGUGCCCUCAGUGCCAGCCUGCAGUGUUGCCAGGGGAUGGGGAUCCUUCCCCAGUCACUGAGUGACCUGUCCUGUAGGGUGCUGCCUGCUCUCUGAUCCAUAUUUCAUUGUCCUGUGGUUAUUGUGAGGCUGUUGAGUUUGGUUCUUAGGGAGUUGGCAGAGUUAAGCACUCAGUGGAGGUCCCCUGAGUGGCUGCAGAAAGGAAAAAGUAGAUUUCCAAUUUUUUUGUUGUUGUCGUUGUCAGGGUGGCACAGCAGUGUAAAGCUGUGAGGUGUUUUGGGUGGGAAGUGGUAAAGGGUUGAGCAGGGGAUUGCUGUGGUCUGAAGUGACCCUGUCCCUUGACCCUGGAGGAGUCAGCAAAACAGAGGAUAUCCCUGUGCCUAAACAGCUUGAUUAAUUAGGAAUUAAAUAAUCCUGCCUCUGUCUGGAGCUGAGUGCCUGUGUGCUGAGCUGUGAUUGGGUGUGUUUAAACACAUUCCCUGUGUCAGAUCUGACAGGAACAUCUCCCUCCUUCCAUGUCAACAUAUACAAAAUAUACUCCAGCGAUGCUUGGUGGAGCUCAUCUCUGCAUCCACAGGCUUCAGCUUUGUGGCAAACUGCCAAUCCAGAUCUCACUGUAAAAAUAAAAAAAACAGUUGUGUGACAGUGUUGCUAAAACUCAGGAUCUCCAAGGAAACCUGAAAGCAGAAAGGUUUGGAAAUAGAGCUGUCUUUAUACACUAGGUGGGAGCUGCUGCUAUCCU